AUGUCGAUCGCGUCGUCGCCUCGGCAGGACAUCGCGGCGCUGCUGGGGCGGCGGUUUCUAGCCGUCAUACCCAAGGACCAGCUGCGACUGCUCGAGCAGCCCGAUUCGUGGGCGGCAGAUUUCAAGAACAAGCCCCACGGGCAGGCCCAUAUCCCGGGACAUGUCCUCGAGACAACCAAGCAAGCUUACAGGGCCAGCAGCCGCAAUGAGGACCAAGGCGAGAGCGGCAUCCAGAACGAAGACAGCCAUGGACACGCGCCGGCCUCUUCCGCGGCCCUGGAUGGCAUGCCCUCAUCUUCACCUGAAAGGAGCAUACCAUGGAGUCAAUCGCCCAGCCGGAGCCGGCCUCCACAGCAAGCUCAUGUCGAUUCGUCAGUCAUUCACGAAACUCCCAAAUCCGCAUCUUUCAAGGCUCUCCCUCCGCCAACCGAAUCGCAGCGGCCGCAGGACCUCGACUCGGACGAUGCAAUGAGCAGCAAUGACGAGGACGAUCUAGAGAUGGCGCUGCCCCAGGCCCAGGUUGCGGCCGACCCUCCGGUCAACAUGGCUGCAGCGCGUCUGGCACCGACGCCGACGCCGUAUCGGGCCGACAACACACAAGCGGUAGACACGCCGCCACCCUGCGCUCAGCCCAGCCAACCCGUCGUGAUUCCCGCAACCGCCGCAAAGAAUGUCAAGUCGUGUCCUCCCCAGCCCUCCGUCGAGGGUCGGCGCCAUCGACACAAGUUGAUUGUGCUCAACAACAGUACGGUCAAGCCCGUGGCUUCUGCGACGGCCGGGAGGAGAAUGCCCGCCACCAAGAUGUUUGCCGACGUCAGCGGCUCCCAUGAUACUACAUCGAGCUCAAUGGUCCCGGCAACCUCCCAAGACUCCUCGGUGCUCGACGGUGUGGUGACGUCCAUCGAGACGACUUCAGAUCUUGUCCCACCUGCCCCACGACCGGAGGCUAGCCGCACGGGUCAAGGCGGUUGGAGCGUUGCUGCCGCUGAUGCCGCGCAGCCGACGCAUCCCGGUCAGGUAGAGCCCCUCGUACGUCAAGCAGUACAGGCGUGGGCGACGGAGCCCGCAACUCAUGAGAUGAAUCCGUAUCGAGUGUUCGCGGCGGAGUAUCCCGACUAUGUGGCAUGCCAUGGCGGAAGCCUGUGGAAUUUCGUCAGAGCAUGCGUGUGCGUGGAUUAUCUACGAAGGGAAAGAAUGCUGAGGGAAUGCCUGUUUGACGACUUUGUCCGGGCGUUUUCAGUAGGCUACUUACAAUAUGUCGCCCGAGCAGGGCCCGGCCAGGAACCCCUUCCCGCCAUUGAAUGGUUCAACCUCCUGGGCGGCGCGCCGCUCUACAACCGAAUGGUGGUGUCGAGAAAGAACUUGGAUGCCAUCCUCGCCGCCUUCCCGGAAGAAGUGAAGAAAGCCCGCAACAUCAUCAGGGACGACGACGACGACGACGAUGCCAUCCAGGAGGCGAGGCCGGCGGAAAGGGAGCCGUCCCUCGUCACCGGACCGAUGCCAUCUGAAUCGCCGGAACCGAGGCCGGCCCAUACUCCACGCAGUGCCAUUGGUGUGGGCCGUCUGGAGACUCCCAGCGCGGGGCGGCGGCCCUCGCGACUGCAGACUCCUCCGGUCCCGCGUCCGCCGUCCCCGCAGCUGGGCUCGGAUGGUCCUGUUCCACCCUCGGCCGCGCCCACGCCUUCGGCUUCGGCCAGGUCGAAACGUCCCCCCCUGUCCCAGUACCUCACCCUGCUCACUACCGCCGGGAGGCUGGGGUCGGCGAGAAAACGAUCGGCCGAGGACCAGGAGCGGCUCCGCGAGCACUUUCGGCGGCGGAAACUGAGCGGCAAGCGGAGCGUUGCGAGCAGCAGCUGA
Hirsutella rhossiliensis is the source of this 1857-nucleotide messenger RNA. RefSeq lists its product as uncharacterized. The transcript has a single exon. The coding region runs from base 1 to 1857 and encodes 618 amino acids. NCBI's taxonomy places the organism in Eukaryota, Fungi, Ascomycota, Sordariomycetes, Hypocreales, Ophiocordycipitaceae. The record is from RefSeq and is a predicted model, not a curated record.